Messenger RNA from Phragmites australis (common reed), 2958 nucleotides. Its product is annotated as putative disease resistance protein RGA3. Gene Ontology annotation, biological process: defense response to other organism. Bases 187 to 2607 code for a protein of 806 amino acids. Gene Ontology annotation, molecular function: ADP binding. The record is from RefSeq and is a predicted model, not a curated record. The transcript has a single exon. NCBI's taxonomy places the organism in Eukaryota, Viridiplantae, Streptophyta, Magnoliopsida, Poales, Poaceae.
UACCACGAGAUCGCCUCCGACCGCGAGGCGCUCCGCCUGACGCCGGAGGACGGGGCGGUUCGGCUGUGCUCCUCCGCUCGCCCACCGACCUCUUCCCUCAGCUCCGGUGAGCUCUACGGCCGGGAGGGCGACCUCGGGCGCCUUCUUGAGCUUCUCUUUGCCGAGGACUGCGGUGGCCGCGUGUUCAUGGUCGUGUCCGUCGUUGGUAUGGCCGGCGUGGGAAAGACCGCCAUCGUCCAGCUCGCCUGCAACGACCAAAGGAUCAGGGAUUUCUUCGAUUGCCGCGUAUGGAUUUACUCGGGGCAAGGUGUUGAUGUGGUGAGCGCGACCAAGACGAUGGUGCACGCGUGUGGAGGGGAUACCCGUGACAUCACUGAAUUGAGCUUGCUGCAGGGCCUGCUCGUGGACCUUCUGAAGGGGAAGAGGUUCUUGAUUGUGCUCGAUGAGGUGUGGAACAUCGAAAAGGCCGUGUGGGAGCUGCUCGAGGGGCCUCUUCGGUUUGCGCUGCGAGGAAGCAAGGUGAUAGUUACUAGCCGCAAUGCGGAGGUGGGCAUGACCAUGGGAUGUGAUCACAGACGUCAGUUGAGGCUGAAUUGUUUAUCUGAUGCUACCUGCUGGUUGAUUUGCAAGAGCUAUGCUUUUGAUUACCAUGAGAUGGAGAUGUGUCCUAAAUUGGCUUCAGUCGGUGAGGAGAUUGUCAAGGGGUGCAAGGGCCUGCCGCUUGUGGCCAAGGCAGUUGGGGGUCUGAUUAGGUGUAAACCUGAUGGAGAGAAGUGGUGGGAGGUCUUACACAGUGAUGUGUGGAACAACGACGAAUUGGUGAAUGAGAUUCUGCCGAUUGUUAGGCACAGCUAUGAUCAUCUUCCACGACAUCUGAAAAAUUGUUUUGCAUAUUGCUCCUUGUUUCCCAAAGGAUACAUAUUUGAUAAGGAGGAAUUGAUCCGCUUGUGGAUGGCACAAGGUUUUCUUCAACAUCAUGAAAGGUUGCUGCCUGAAGAUGUUGGUCGCAAGUACUUUGACGACUUGCUUGGGAGAUGCUUCUUCCAGGAGUCACCAUUCUAUGAUGUCACUGAGGGAAGGUAUGAAAUGCAUGAUGUUUUUCAUGUAUUAGCGCAGUCUAUUGCUGAAAAGGAAUAUUCCAGUAUUGAUUCAUACAAAUACAACAACAGAUGUGAUAUGAUUAAUCAUGAGAGUAUUAGGCAUUCAUCAAUGCUUCCAUCACUCACCGAAUCAGAUUUAACUAUAGAAGGUCAGCUCUUCCAUAGGCAGGAUCUGCGCACGCUUUUGGUCAUCAAAAGGUCCUGCUAUGAAACUGAAGGGAAUUCCUUAUUUGUUAAGAUACCAUACGAUCUAUUCUUGCUCCUGGAAUGCCUACGGACACUCGAUUUAAGUAAUACUAGCAUCAGUCAGAUCCCUAGCUCUAUUGGUAAUUUGAUACACUUGCGGUACCUUGGUCUGAAGAAUACCAAACUCAAAAGGAUUCCUGAAUCAGUCUGCGGACUCUUGAACCUGCAAACACUAGAUUUGAAGCAUUCCCACUGUCUUACUGAGCUCCCACGGGGAAUUAGGUACCUUGUUAAUCUUCGGCACCUAGAACUACCAGUAUCAGAGUACCCAAGCAUCUCCAUUCCAUCUGAGCUUGAGCUUCUAACUGGUCUUCAGACACUGAAUGCAUUUUAUGUGGCAGAUAAUUCUGUAGAUUGUGGUAUAAGUGGGCUGCGCUACAUGGUAAACCUAAGUGGAGAGCUGCACAUUUCAGGAUUAAUGAAUGUAUGCCACGUGCGAGAUGCUAUAAAUGCAGAUAUGCACAGCAAGACGAAACUGAAAAAAUUGGUGCUGAAAUGGUGGAGCCUCACUGCUAGGUCACAACUUCUAGAUGUGCAGACCUCAAGUUUGGUGCUGGAUAAGCUCCAACCUCAUCCAAAUCUAGAGGAAUUGAUAGUAAGUGGUUACUGCAGUGACAAAUUUCCAUCAUGGCUGGGAAGUUGCUACUUCUUUAAUUUAGUUAAAGUGACUCUGGAAGGGUGCGAAAAUUGUGAUGUAUUUCCAUCACUUGGACAAUUGCCAUGCCUCAAACACCUUGUUAUACAACAAAUGGAGAAAGUGCAAAUCAUUGGAAGAGAGUUCAUUGGUUUUAGUGGUUUGCUAACUCAAGGAUUUCCAGCACUCGAGACGUUGGAUAUAAGGAAAAUGUACGAUUUGGAGAUAUGGGAUGGAGUAGAAGAUGGGGAUUUCCCUCUUCUACGAGAUCUAAAUGUUAGUGGAUGCAGUAAAUUAAGAAAGUUGCCUCAGCUUGGUUCUUUGGUAAACCUGAGAAUCCAGUCCUGUGAGCAACUCUGUGACCUCCCUGUCUUGCGGGCGCUCAAAUACUUGAAACUGGAAGGCUUUGACAAAAUGAUGCAUCUUCCUCAACUUCCGAUUUUACCUUUGUUGCAAAUUCUGGAGGUUAGCUGUUGCAAGAAACUUUCGUCAAUCGGACGGUUGGAACACCUCAUGGCGCUCCAGUUGUUGAAAAUCACAAAAUGCCCAAUGCUGCAGUUUGCACAAGAUGAACCUGUGCUAGCAUGCUCAAGGCUGUGCAUAUGCUUGAUGGAUGUCACUUGCUAAACGUGUGCAAGGGCAAAAUCAUUCCUGUUUCCAUACAUGGGCUACUUCUACUUAAUACAAUUUAUUCACAUUUGUAUGAUGGAUUCAUGAAGUACUUAUAUUGUACUACUGUUAUUGUAAUAAAUAUUUUUUAAUAAAUUUUCCAUUUGAUUGCUCAUGCAUAAUUUGUGUGCUCUUGAACGGGUGUAACCUUUGUUGAAUUCCUUACAGAAUAGGCCAGAGAGUCCUAAUCCUAUGUUGGAUGGGCUACUCUAUCUACUCCCUUGGGGAGAGGGUUUCACCCCCCCCCCCCUAUAUAUACGAGAGGGAGACACCUAUUGUAACAAAAAUUGUUCAUUGCAAUAAAUCAGA